AUGGCAAACCUCAGGCCGCUGCUACCUUGUCCCUCCGAUGGUCGCAACAACGAUCCCUCACCUGUCCCGGUCACCGAACUGGCACCCUCACGACGCACAUCCAGAGUCCCCAUCGCGUGUCAAUCUUGCAAGCUUAAAAAGGUGAGAUGCGAUGGCAUUCGUCCGGCAUGCGGAGUCUGCGAAUCAAAAGGCCGGGCGUGCGCAUAUCGAGUCGAGGUCUCGCGAGUAGACGGCCUGGUGAGACGACAGCAGGCGCUGCAAGACAACGUCGAGUCUUUCGUCACGCUGUACCGUUACUUACAGGACAAAUCUGCCGACGAGGCGAACGGAUUGUUUGAGAAAAUCCGUGAUGGGUUUGGGAUAGAAGCAGCGCUUGAGUUUGUGAAAGAUAAGGAGAAUGACUCGGCGGUUACGUAUCGAGACCCGCCUAGUGCCAGGGUUGAAUGGAGUCAGCAGAUCCACGACUGCAACCUGCUUUUUGAGAGUGAGCUUCUAUCUACAGAGACUUCUGAGGUGGCUGUCCAAGCGCUGCGAGAUGGCAUACAUUGCUACUUUUCGUACCUUGGCACUAUGUUUCCCAUUUACACAAAAAGCGACGUCAGUUCAAUCAUGAGCACAUUCUUAGCAACUCAGCCUGGUCCUCCUCGGGGAGCAGAUCAUCUUUCCGACCGGAGGAUUGCGUAUGGCGAGCUGCUGGCCAUCUGUGCUCUUGGCUUCCAAUACGACAGGCAAACCCUACCGAAUGGGGAUGCAUCCAUAUGUACUCCGUUCUAUCAAAAGGCUCGGUUGUUUCUCGACCACGUCGUCGAGAAAGCGCCUCUGCGUGCCAUGAGAAUAUGCUGCUGUCUGGGGAUUUAUAAUGUCAUAGCCAAGUCAUCUUUAGCCAUAUCCUACACGGACUGGGGAAUUCUUCUGGGUUCUUCCAGCGGACUGAGAUUAGACAAAAAGUCACCGAGUCUCUCAGAGGCAGCAUUCCGGGGAUAUGUGAAGGCUUUUAGAGCACUCAUCACAGUACGAAGCUGGGUAACAGCAACACUUGGACACAUUCCUAGUGCGGAAGUAUCCCGGUGCAUUCAUGAAACAAGAGAGCAGCUGGAUAAUGGCUCUUUGGAUUGCACAAGAGAAAAUGCUGAGACCGACAUGCUUCAACAGAAAAUGGCACAGAUAACAGUCAUCAAAGCCAACAUCCUCCAAACAGUUGCAUCCUUCAGGAUACUGUCACCAGCUAUUGUCAAGCAAAUGCAGAAAGAUCUCGAGCUGUGGCAAUCAGGUCUACCUAUUUACAUGCGUCUCGAUACCUUCUUCCAAUCUCCAGAGAUACAUCCUGAUCAGCGACGCGUCACGUUUUACAUGCACCUUUUCUACAUGUCUGCGAUUAUGCUCAAGGCUAGAGCUUUACUUGCUACUCAAGGGGAGCUGGUGUCUUCCUCUACUAACUUGCAGUCGACUUUUGCGAUUGUUGAAGGCGUUCAGGCGGCUCGUGCAUCUGCAAGGCUUUUAGGACUGAUCCUCGAUGAGCAGGCUGUGGUGAAGAAUUGCUGGUUGACCAUAUACCAAUGUUAUGUUACCUUCCUGACCCUGAACUACACCGCGGUCAAAAGCUUCCUCGUCGGAGGUGCCACUGCAUUUCGGCAACAAGACGUAGUCCUGUCAGGCAAAUGCGUAGAGAUCCUUAAACUGUGCGCCACCAAAGACAGGAUAGCACAUAGCUUUCAUACUCGGAUUACCAGAUACCAAAGCGUCCUUCAAGAGCUUUUACCCCAGCCCACUGAUGCUGGCAUUGAGAGCUUUGGUCUUCUCGGGGGGGAUGUGCCAAACGACUCAUAUCUAUUCGUUGCGACGGAUGGGGACACGAAACUUCACCACUUGAUAAACGAGCUACUGGAGAUGCUAUGCUAUCCAUUAACUCUGCUGAAGGAAAGCAAUGAGAACAGGAUACGAUAUCCCACAAUUGUCGAGGCAUCUGUUAAUGCCGAUAUUAACUUUACUUACCACUUGGCUUCCCCGUUCAAUAUGGCUGAGGACGAGGUCCCCGUGGAUCUCUUCCCGCCUGGCGAUAAGCUUUGGGGGAGUGAUGGCGUCGAGGGGGAGGCUGAGGGGUUUGUAAGUGGCUCUGUGCCUUUCGGGUGGAGUGUCUCGGCAUGGUCUACGGAUCCGGGAGUUGGAAGGCUUCAUGAGACCCAGACUGCUCGGCAAGGGUAA
This is a messenger RNA of Fusarium sp. VM40, 2202 nucleotides long. NCBI's taxonomy places the organism in Eukaryota, Fungi, Ascomycota, Sordariomycetes, Hypocreales, Nectriaceae. The record is from the annotation of a GenBank genome assembly.